Messenger RNA from Bursaphelenchus okinawaensis, 1906 nucleotides. The record is from the annotation of a GenBank genome assembly. NCBI's taxonomy places the organism in Eukaryota, Metazoa, Nematoda, Chromadorea, Rhabditida, Aphelenchoididae.
AUGAUCGGCAGUGUUCUCGGAGUGAUAUUGAACUGUUUAUUAAUGUACAUCAUCUUCAAAACGACAACACAACAGAACAAAGAGUAUACCAAGAUGUUGAAGGCGGCGUCCUUCUUUGAUAUGUUGUUCUCGUUUACUGAACUCAUCACACAGCAUGUAAGUAGAGUAAUGUAAAGCAGUUUACAUUAAUAAAGCGGAAGGUGUUGUGGACAAUUUUCGUAUUGUAACAUCUUGUUAUAGUUAACAGAUACAAUAUAUUAAAUUGAAUCAAAAGUAGCGGGACACUUUUUCAUUGAAAAAUAAAUGAAAAGUGACCCGCUACUUUUGGUUCAAUCAUAUUAGGUUUUUCAAAUAAUCCCAAGCUCUUUAGCCCCGAAAACUCGCUUUGAGAGAUGGCUCAGACUUAUUUGAACAACCUAGUGUAGUACAUGUAGUAACGCAUAUACCAUAUUAUAGUAACCAAAUUUACAGACAUUGGUAGUGAAACGCGGCUGGAUGAUAAUGAUACCAAAUGGGUUUGAGAAGUGGGCUGGAGCCAAUUGGUACGUACCAUUUUACAUGUUACACAUGUUUGUUAUGGCAAUGGGAAUGUACAUCUUCUUGGCACAGUAUCAUUACCGAUACUCGUUGUUGUCACAGUAAGUACAUUAAAUUGUACAUAUAAUUGAGUUAUAAGGCAUGGGCUUGCAAAGUAGGCCCGGUCCAAUCCCAUGCCUAUAUGCCUUUUUAUGAUAGAAUAAGGUAAUUAGAGUAAGGUAGGGUACUUAUAUUAUCUAUAUUAGAUGACAAUUCUUUUCAGGCCAGUGACAAGUGAAUGGUUGUUAUUCAGAAACAUUGUCAUAGCGAUGACAGUUUCAAUAUUAGCUGCCGUUUUUUCUGUUUGGGUAUUGAACCCAUCUUUAGUGAAUGGCUCAUGGCAUUACCUAAAGUUUUUGGACAAAAUGUGGUCGCCAGAUGGUAACAAGACCUACGCCUAUGCUAUUGACACGGUAGGACAUUUCUCUGUGACAUAUUAUUUGUAUGAGCUUAAAUUUACGGUAUGUUUGAGUUAGAAUAGAAUGCAUAUUACGUCAGAUAUACUGCAACAAACGUUUCUUCUUUAUGAUAUCUAUACAAUGCCUCAAACGGUUACUACAAUAUAAUAUUCACUAUGUCUUAAACCUUUACUAUGUUCUUGUAGGACUAUCCCCGAGCCUUGGCCUACUUUUACCUGCUAGGAGUGCUGAGUACGGUCUUCUUCUGGAGCUGUGUGUUUUAUGUCUACAAAAUCAUGAAGUAUGUUUAUCAGCCCAUGGAGAAUAUCAGCUCCAAGACGCGACGAAUGCAAAUCCAAUUUACUGUUGUUAUUAUUAUACAAGUAAGUGUGUUUUUACAUUGUUAUCAUUAUUCAAGUAGGUAUAUUUUUACAUUGUUACUAUCAUUCAGUUGAGUCUAUUUUUACGUUACUGACGUAUUUUAUAAAAGUUUUUUGAAAAGGUGGCGAGGGAAGGCAAUUAUGGAAAUUUCAGUUGACAUAAUGUUUGUUAGUCGGCUUUAAAUGAUACAUAACACAUGUGUAUUAUACUUACGUUAUAUUAUUUAUGUUAUACUCAGUAAAUGACUUUAAAAAUCAAAAAUUUCAAAAUGUAAACUUCUUACUCAUUGCCAUUCCUUUCAGGGCCUGACCUGCUUCCUAUUCUCCUACCUCCCUAUCAGUUUUAUCGCCGUUUUCACAUUACUACGAACCCAAAACGAAUAUGUCGGGUUGUUCAUGUUAAUGCCCUUAUCUUGGCUACCAGCUACCAAUGGUUUGGUAUCUUUACUAUUAGUGAAAGCACAUCGAUCAACCCUAUUCAACAUGUUGUUAUGCCGGAAACGAGAUGCGAAGAAUGCCAUAGGACAGUCUACUGUACAAUCUUUGGGAUGA